Sitophilus oryzae (rice weevil) is the source of this 702-nucleotide messenger RNA. RefSeq lists its product as uncharacterized. The transcript has 3 exons. The record is from RefSeq and is a predicted model, not a curated record. Lineage: Eukaryota; Metazoa; Arthropoda; Insecta; Coleoptera; Curculionidae. The coding region runs from base 1 to 702 and encodes 233 amino acids.
AUGGCCGCUCCACUAUCAGCGUUGCUAAAAAACAAUGUAAAAUGGAAAUGGAGCGAAGUUCAACAAAGAGCUUUCGAGAAUAUUAAAAGUAAAAUCAGUGGAGCAACACUUUUGUAUCAUCCUCGUGAAGACGUACCGUUUUUUUAUACGGAUAAUGCUACGAUUACAUAUUUGAGAACCUGUCGAUUAUUGUCGCCUAGAAUUGCUCGAUAUGCGUUGGUUCUUCAAGAGUUUGAGUUAGAUCUGGUGCAUAUUCCCGGUCAACAAAACUUAGUUGCAGAUGCAUUGUCUCGAUUAUCCGCCAUUAGACCACCUACGCUAGAAGAUAAGCAUUUUAGGAUACUGGCUAGGGAGGAUAAGAAACUUUGCGAUAUAAUGGAAAAAUUGCCGCAAAAUCAGGAGCUACAAAAGAAAUUUGUUGAAAGAAACGGAAUUUUGUAUAUACACCAACAGAACGACGAAUUUUAUCUUUUAUGUGUGCCUAAAGAGUUGGUGGAGAGGUUUACAAUGGAGUAUCACCAUGCGCUGGGACAUUUAGGCGCGUAUAAAAUUUGGUGCGCUUUGCGUAAUGACGUGUGGUGGACAAAUAUGUAUAAAGUGGUUAAGCGAGUAAUAAAGUCGCGCGAAUUAUGUCAGAAAACUAAAGCGAGUAAACUACCAAUUCUGAGUUUACAGUCCGUGGUUUCGACGGAAAAAAAAUGA